UAGUCAAGCGUCGCAAGUCGAACAACAGCUUUUGUUUCCCUUUUCCUUUUUGAAUAGUUCAAAUCGCUCGUGAAACGCCAGUAAAAACUAACAAUACGUCCAACACUCGGUCAUAAAUCUAUUGUGAAUUCCCGGAUUGUUUUCUAUUAUGCAGGCGUGUGAAUAAAUCACGCUGUGGGCUGUGACACCUUAAAUCUAAUUGGAAUUCAAUCGACGACUGAACAAGAGGGAAAAAUGCGGAAUCGAAAAAAUCUAGUCUACUUCGCUCUCGCCAUUUCCUUUCUUCUCUACAUGAAUUUCACCUUCUUUCGAGCAAUUUACAACGAUAUCGAAAGAUGGAACGAGACUGCCACCACUUCGUCCAGCGAUUUGAACGCACUACUCGAAUCGCCUUUUGGACUCGCCGGUCCGGCAAUGACGGAAUCGGCAGACUUUUUCUUUGGCGGGUUCGACAACGAGACGGGCCGGACUUUCGACGGACGUUUGAUUGUUCCCAACAUUAUUCAUUACAUUCGAUUCAACGUCACCAAAUUCAGUUUCGUAGACUACAUCUGUUUGCGCUCGGCGUACCUGGCUCAGAAACCCGACCGCAUUUACCUGCACACGAACGUCAAAGAGAUUCACUUUACCGGCAUCUACUGGCAGUGGAUCCGGAAAAGCGAACGGGAUUUGUACAGCCGCAUCGUCAUCCAGCCGAUGGAAUUGCCCAAGGAGAUUUACGGCCAGCCGCUCAGCGAGGACUGGGGACUCUUCCACGGCUCCGACGUUGCCCGCAUUCAGAUUAUGAUGAAGUACGGUGGCAUUUACUUGGACAACGACGUCUACGUCGUUCACAAUCUCAACGCCUACAGGAAAUACGAAAUAGCCAUGGGUUGGGACGAAAGUCAGUUCAUCGGCAGUCAGGUGAUUAUUGCCCAUCGAAAAGCACGCUUCCUGCCACUCUGGCUGGAUUGCUACCGAAAAUACAACCCCAAUUCAUGGUAUUACAAUGCCGGCGAGCGCCCGACAGUCGAGAUCCUUUACAAGCAGCCGGAAUUGAUGCACCGUGUCAAGUUGCGGCUCGGCGUCGCUCAGCUGAUGGAUGAACUCUACGAAUCCAAGGAAUGGCCAAACUGGGACCAGAAUUACGACACGAUGCACUUGCUAACAGGUCACCGUUAUUACUUGGAUCCUCAUUUCAAAGAGUAUCCGGAUUUUAAUGAGCGCAACAUUCAACACUAUCCGUACAUGUUUGGCAAGUUGGCACGUCUAGUAGUUCCGCCAAAUCGACUGCUGAGUCCAUCAGCAAAGAAAAAGCUCGAAAAGUUAAAGAAAUGACAUUGCUUACUAAGAUCUAAUUCUUGACAUGCGAUUGCCAAUAAGUAAGUUGAAUAAAACAUUUUCAAAUAAUUUAUUGGCUGAUUUUCUUUUAAGGAGAGAUCAAAUAAGAGCAGCAGUUUCCUUUUGAGUCGCCCGCUCUUUUUUACAAUUAAAACCAAAUGAAAGUCGAUGCUUUGUGUGUGUUCGUCGUCAAGUGACUUGCAAUCCUUUUUACCGGUUUAGGUCUUAUCUCAUUUCUAUUCCGAUGGGGAUGCCGCUGUUGAAUUGUUUUUCUCUUUUAACGGUCGUCAAUGCGACGUCCACGCCCUUAAUUUGCAUUCAACCGAUUCCUUUGCUCAGUCGGUUCUAUUUGCAUCUUAUUUCACAACCAUAAUCGAAUUACAGUUAUUUGGGUUCAAGUAUACGCAAUCCCGUUAUUGGAAGUGCACAGGAGUAAAAGAAAAAAGCCAUCGGUGUUAAUUGUCUGGAUAAAAUGGGGGACUGGAAUCGAAAGGCCUUUUGUCAAAAGUCAACCAUAUCGAUUAUGUUGCGUGGCGGAUUUUUCUUGGGAAGAAAAAAAAGGGGGCGGAGAUGGAUUCCAGCGGGUCUUGUUUUCCAAUGUUCCUGUUUCUUUUUUCUGUUUCAGUUGGGGAAACGGGGUGACAACUCCUUGACUAAAAUAGAUCGGCAGACCAAACUUGACGACAAGUGAAUCUCCAAAUAGGGAAAUUUCCCCCAUACUAUAAAUUGGACAAUAAAGGCGAUUCACGACGACACACAGUUCAUUCGGUCCGAAACCGCGAAACGGGAAACUACCCCAACUUCUUAUCGUCGCAACUCGCAUGCAAUCUCAUUUAAAUGUUGUUGAGGAAGCUGAUUGAAGUGCUCCUGAUGGGACUGCUGUUUAUUAUUGGUGGGAUUGCAAGUCAGAACUGCCCUUAUCAACCGACUUAUUUUGAAGACCCUGACUAUCGCUCGGAACGGCCUAAUUAUCCUGCCAAAUCGAUUUUCCCUGUCGCAAAUGCCAAAUUCCCAUACGAUGCUGAUCAACAGGGAGGAGGCUACAGCAAAUACUCGUCGGGGGGAUCAGCUCAUUGCCCCAAAAUUGGCGGUUUGGAAUCGCAUUGCCGCCCGGCAAAAGAUUGCGCCGUUUGGUACGAUCUCGCCCGGAAGACUCCGGGGACUGGCUGUACACUUGAAAACGGACACGGGAAAGGCAUCUGCUGUCCGGAUCUUCCCCUCAACAGUCGUCACGGAAAGCCGUUUAGUAAUCCGGGAUUGUGCCAGCAAGGCUACAAAUUGGACGCUCACGUUGAAGGUAUCGACAUCGUCGCUGUCAACGAAGCCGCCGACGCGGGAAACUUGCAGAUGAGUACAGCCAAAGCCACCGAGAAGCGUCUCUUUGACAACAACAUCCGAGUCAGACCCGGAUCAGAUCGCCACACUCACAGUUGGCUCUUCUUUCACUCGACCAACGAAUCGGUGAAAAUUAGCAACGGCUCAAUGUACGGAGUUUACACGGCCCAACAACUCGUUAAAAGGUAUCGAAUUAAGCCGGAGCAGGUCCACUGCGCUUUGAACCGGUUUGAUCUGAAAGACACGGUCAUAUCCAAAACGUGUCCGACUUUCCCGGACUGCGAUCUAAAGACAUUUAAUUCCCCGUUUCGAACGAUUACGGGCAUUUGCAACAACAUUCAUCCACCUGGGCAUGUCCCCUGGGGUCUGCCGAGAACCCAAUACCAACGGGCUCUCGCCCCAAAUUACGCCGACGGCUUGUGGAUACCCCGACAGGCUAAACAUGGUGGCGAACUCCCACCUCCCCGCGUGAUAUCUCUAUCGGUGGUCCGUGACAUUGAGGCGCCCAGCGAUACGGACACCACCUGGAUGAUGCAAUUCGCCCAAUUUGUCGAUCACGAUGUGUUGGAAACUGUCGAAGCCAAACUAGCGGACGGAUCACCGAUCCCUUGUUGCACGGACGACGGGCUAUUCCUUUCUGAACAAGACUACGCUCACGGCAAGUGUAUCCCCGUCGAAAUUCCCAAGGACGACCCGUUUUACUCCAAGUUUCGCCAGCGCUGUAUGCAAUUUGCCCGUUCCGCUCCCGCGUGCAGAACUGACCGUCGACUUGGUUAUGUAGAGCAGAUGAACCAAAAUACGCAUUUCUUGGAUUUAUCGGCCGUCUAUGGUUCCAGCGAAGAAGUGGCCCUUGAGGUCCGCACGUUCAAAAAUGGCGCCUUAAAUGUGACUCGACUCCGCAAGGGUUAUCACCACCAAAUGGACUUGCUCCCUCCCGACGAUGUCGGCCCUGAGAUUUCCACUUGUGCCUUAUCGAAGGCCGUGUCCGGAAUUGAUCCACCGCCCGAGGUCAGGUGCUUUAAAGCAGGCGACAAUCGAGUGAAUGUAUCGCCGUACAUGGCCAUCACGCAGACCGUCAUUUUGCGUGAACACAACCGAGUUGCGGAGGGACUGGCCGAGUUGAAUCCGCACUGGGACGACGAGCGUCUCUACCAGGAGACUAGGCGCAUCCUAAUUGGUCAAUGGCAUCACGUCAUCUACAACGAAUUUCUUCCAGCUCUUAUCGGCCGAUCGAAGAUGCAGGAGCUCGGCCUGUUGCCACUUCAAAAAGGUUUCAGCCGCGAUUACGACGACCAAGUCAAUCCGUCGAUUUUGAAUGAAUUUGCGGGCGCCGCUUUCCGUUUCGGCCACUCCCUGGUUCCUGGAAGGCAAGAUCUCAUCAAUCAGCAGCGAAUAAAAGAGAAAGACAUUUUACUACGCCAACACUUUUUCAAAACCCAAGAGGUUUACCCGCCUGGGAAUGUCGACAAGUUUCUCAUCGCCUUGGCAACAGUCCCUAGUCGAAGUGUCGACAACUAUUUCACCGAGGAGAUGACCAAUCAUUUGUUCGAAGAGGAGGGCAAGGGCUUCGGCAUGGAUAUAGUGUCGCUCAACAUUCAGCGCGGUCGUGAUCACGGUUUUGAUGGCUACAAUGCUUAUCGUGCUUUGUGUGGCCUUCCAGUCGCUAAAGAGUUUCACGAUCUUCUCGAUUUACUUUCCCCAACGGUGGUUGAGAAAUUCGAGUUGUUGUACGACUCUGUCGACGAUAUUGAUUUGUUCAUUGCUGCCGUGUCGGAGAAAAAAGCCGAAGGUGCCUUGGUUGGACCCACUUUUUCUUGCAUCAUCGCCGACCAGUUUUUGAGGCUGAAACGGGGCGACCGCUACUUUUACGAUCUCGGCGGACAGCCCGGCUCAUUUACGGAAGAUCAAUUGAAUGAAAUUCGGAAAAUCAGUUACGCCCGUCUCGUCUGUGACAACAGCAACGUCUUGUCCAGUCAGCCACUCAUUUUCAAAUCUGUCUCUGAAGUGAAUCCCAUUGUGGAUUGCGAGUCCUUUGACUCCAUUCCCCGGAUGAACCUUUACCCGUGGAAAGAAGUGAAAAACUCUGCUUGGCAUGUGGCCGAAGACGGCGUCAAAUGGUUCCCCGACUGUGACUUUCCCGGUUACGACAUUGGCUACGUCCAGCAAGUGGCCGACGGAGGCCAAUGCGCCCAAAAGUGCAAGGAGACCAAAGGAUGCAACGCAUUUUGGGCCAGCGACGGCUGGUGUACGCUGAAAACCAUCCCAUCGUGGCGCCAUCGAGCCCAUCUCAGCGGCGGCAUUUGCGGCUUUGUUCCAGAGAAAUUUUGAUUUCUUUUCAUUAUUUAUCAACUCCAACCAUUUGGAAAAAUCCCCGCAGUCAAAUAUUGCAAACUUGCUGUUUCUUGAUUCUGAUGAUUUUCUCCCCCCCCCUUUUUUAUUGCCUUGAAUUUUGAAUUUCCCUUUUAAAAUCAAAACCAAAAGUAUAAUGACUAGAAUAUUAUCAAUCAGAAAAUAUUUUCACGCAUUCCCUUUUUUUUCCAGAAAAUUACAAUGUGUUUUUCGUCCACCAGCCAAUAUUACGCAGUGUUGUUUGA
Molecule: messenger RNA, 5249 nt
Organism: Daphnia pulicaria
Lineage: Eukaryota; Metazoa; Arthropoda; Branchiopoda; Diplostraca; Daphniidae
Product: peroxidase-like
Exons: 18
Coding region: 2158-4983 (941 amino acids)
Biological process (GO): response to oxidative stress
Molecular function (GO): peroxidase activity; heme binding
Source: RefSeq, a predicted model, not a curated record